Molecule: messenger RNA, 3304 nt
Organism: Periophthalmus magnuspinnatus
Lineage: Eukaryota; Metazoa; Chordata; Actinopteri; Gobiiformes; Gobiidae
Product: NACHT, LRR and PYD domains-containing protein 3-like
Exons: 7
Coding region: 56-2968 (970 amino acids)
Molecular function (GO): protein binding
Source: RefSeq, a predicted model, not a curated record
UGAGGAGGAGGGGAGCAGAGAGGUUCUGAACAUCACACUGGACUUCCUGAAGAGGAUGGACCAAGAGCAUCUGGCCCAGCGCCUAAUGAGCAGAAGAGCUGUAGGAGUUGGAGAUUGUAAAGAUAAACUGAAGUCUCAUCUGCGGCAGAGGUUCAGUCGUGUAUCUGAGGGUGUGGCUAAAGCAGCAGACUCCGCUUCCCUGACCCAGUUCUACACAGAGCUUUACAUCACAGAGAGCGGUACCUCAGAGGUCAACCAGGACCAUGAGGUCAGACACAUUGAGAACGCGUCCAGGAGACCGGCCACUCCAGAGACCGCCAUCACAUGUGAAGACAUCUUUAAACCCCACCAACAUUCACCAGAGGCAAUCAGAUUUGUGCUGACGAAGGGUGUGGCCGGCGUGGGGAAAACGGUCCUGACGCAGAAGUUGAGUUUGGACUGGGCUGAAGGCAGGGCCCACCAGGACCUCCAGCUGCUGUUCCCGUUUACUUUCAGAGAACUCAACAUGCUCAGAGACACACAGUUCAGCCUGGUGGGACUGCUGCACCACUUCUUCAGUCCAUCCAAAGAUCUCAGCAGCUUCCAGCAGCUCCAGGUGCUCUUCAUCUUUGACGGUCUGGACGAGUGCAGACUUCCUCUGGACUUCAGUGGAACCCCUGUCCUUACCGACCCCACAGAGGCCGCCUCAGUGCAUGUGCUGCUGGUAAACCUCAUCAGGGGGAGGUUGCUACCCUCCGCUCAGCUCUGGAUAACCACGCGCCCCGCUGCGGCCAAUCAGAUCCCUGCUGAGUGCAUCUCCAUGGUGACAGAGGUGCGAGGGUUCACCGAUUUGCAGAAGGAGCAGUACUUCAGGAAAAGGUUCAGAGUCCAGGCCGCAGUCGUUAUCUCCCACAUCAAGAGCAUCCGCAGCCUCCACAUCAUGAGUCACAUUCCGGUCUUCUGUUGGAUCCUCUCCACAGUUCUACAGAGGCUUUUGGAACAAACAGAUGAACCAGAGCUGCCCCGAACUCUUACACAGAUGUACGUCUACUUCCUGGUGGUGCAGGCCAAAGUCCAGAACAUCAAGUAUCACCAGGGAUCAGUGGCAGACCUUCACUGGACUCCAGAGACCAGAGAGAUGGUGGAGUCUCUGGGAAAAGUGGCCUUUGAGCAGCUGCAGAAAGGAAAUCUGAUCUUCUACGAGUGUGACCUGAGCGAGUGUGGGUUGGACGCAGCAGCAGCUUCAGUGUACUCUGGAGUGUUCACACAGGUCUUUAGAGAGGAGCCAGGCCUGUACCAGGACAAAGUCUACUGCUUCAUACAUCUGAGUGUGCAGGAGUUUCUGGCUGCUCUUCACGUCCAUCAGACCUUCAUCAACACUGGGGUCAAUCUGCUGGAGGUCAAACCACCCUCUAUUUUUACAAGAGCAUUUAGACGAAAGUCUGAUAUCCUCCAGCGGUCUGCCGUGGACCAGGCCUUACAGAGUCCAAACGGACACCUGGACCUGUUCCUGCGCUUCCUCCUGGGGUUGUCUCUGCCGACCAAUCAGAGGCUGCUGCAGGGUCUGCUGACUCAGACAGGAAGCGACCAGACCAAUCAGGAGACAGUAAAGUACAUCAAACAGAAGCUGAAUGAAAAGAAUCUGUCUGCAGAGAGAAGCCUGAACCUGUUCCACUGUCUGAACGAGCUGAAUGACCACAGCCUGGUGCAGGAGAUACAGAAGAACAUGAGAGAAGGACAGCUCUCGACUUAUGGAAACAUGUCUCCAGCUCAGUGGUCAGCCUUGUCCUUCCUCUUACUGUCCUCAGACUCAGACCUGGAAGAGUUUGACCUGAAGAAAUACCAGCGCUCAGAAACAGCUCUCCUAGGUCUGCUGCCUGUGGUUAGAGCCUCCACCAAAGUCCUUCUGAUUGGCUGUGGCCUGUCCCCUCACAUUUGUGGUCCUCUGGCCUCAGUCCUCAGCUCCUCCAGUCUCACACACCUUGAUCUCAGUCACAACGAACUCCAAGACUCAGGAGUGGAGCUGCUGUGUUCUGGACUGAAGAGCGCCCCCUGCAGAGUGGAGACACUCAGUCUGAUUGGCUGUGGCCUGUCCCCUCACAUCUGUGGUCCUCUGGCCUCAGUCCUCAGCUCCUCCAGUCUCACACACCUUGAUCUCAGUCAUAACGAAAUCCAGGACUCAGGAGUGGAGCUGCUGUGUUCUGGUCUGAAGAGCACCCCCUGUAGACUGGAGACACUCAGGCUUUCUGCAUGUCUGGUCUCAGAGAGGGGCGGGGCUGCUCUGGCCUCAGCUCUGAGCUCUGCCUCCUCGCACCUGAGAGAGUUAGAUCUGAGCUUUAAUCACCCGGGACCCUCAGCCGAGCUCCUGACUGCUCUACAGGACCAGCACCCCCUGCUGUUUGUCAGGCUGGAUCCUGGUGGAGAGCGCUGGAUGUUGCCCGGUCCAAGGAAAUACUCCUGUGAGUUCUCUCUGGACCCAACCACAGCUCACAAAUGUCUGCUUCUGUCUGAGGACUGUCAGACUGUGUCUCGUGUGACGGAUGAGCAGCAGUAUCCAGAUCAUAAAGAGAGGUUCACAUACUUCCCUCAGGUCCUGAGCUCCUCUAGCCUGCAGGGGCGCUGUUACUGGGAGCUGGAGUGGAGCGGGGAGAAGCUUGACAUAGCUGUGAGUUACAGAGGGAUUGGGAGAGGAGUAGAAAAGGAGAAUGAGUUUGGAAAGAAUGAUCAGUCCUGGAAUCUUUGGAUUGAUAAAGGAAAGUACUGGGAAUGUCACAACCACAAGCGCACCUCAGAGAUAAUGUAUGCGUCCUCAAACAGAGUGGGUGUGUUCUUGAACUCUGAGGCUGGAACUCUGACCUUCUAUCAGGUCCUCUCUGGUGGACAGCUGUCCCCCAUCUACAGCUUCAGCUGCUCCUUCACUGAGCCUCUGUUUCCAGGAUAUGGACUGUAUAUUCCUGGUUCCUCACUGUCUCUGGUGAAGUUGACCUGAGAGCCUUGUCUGGAUCAGUCAUUCUCACACUCUAUGAAAUGUAUAAGGGACUACAAUGAUAGACUGACUCAAGAUAUCACCUGUGUGUUUGACUCCAAGAUCCAAUAUUGUCUCGUCGUCUAAAAACUGGCCGCACUAGAACUGAAAUGGGACAAAAAGCUUUUGGUUAUUUUGUUUCCCAAAAAUAGAAUACAUUUGAAGAACAUGCAAAACUAGAUAGACUGUUGCCACUAUGCACUUUAAUAAUCUGGUGAUUGACAUUUAUAGUCUCACCUGUUUUUAAUGUUUUAAAUGGACCUAUAUAGUAAGAUGAAAAUGAAGUGAAACCAAAGCUGU